This is a messenger RNA of Ceutorhynchus assimilis (cabbage seed weevil), 2730 nucleotides long. Lineage: Eukaryota; Metazoa; Arthropoda; Insecta; Coleoptera; Curculionidae. The record is from the annotation of a GenBank genome assembly.
CUGUUUUAUAUUUGUAAUUUUGUCAACAACAAUUCAAUUAAUUAAACAAUUAUUUAUUAACGAAAAAAUGGAAGAUGACCAUGAAGAACUACUUCAAUACACCGACGACGAGUCCGUCUCCGAAGCCGAAGACAACUGUUACCCCAUCGACAAGCCGCAAGACCGCUAUUUACUACCGAUAACGUUUUUUCCGCACAGCAAGUCAGAUUUCUUUUUCACCUUAGCUUUGCUUAUUCUAUCCAGUAUUUCGCUUCUUAUUGUUUUGCCCCUUUACAUCAACGCUAUUAAUUUAGGGGGCAACGUGUACUCUCUAACGGUAUUCAAUGUACCUUUUUCAACUAUAAUUUUAUCAGUUGUAUUGAUUACCAUGUCGUUUUUGAGCAGCAAAUUCAAAAACAAAGACUUGCUGAGUAUGCCGGUACAUUUUUGGAAGUUGUUGCAACUUUCUUGCGUUUACCUUUCGUGUGCUUACUUGUACUUGUAUGGGUCUGAUAGGAAUAGGGUUUUGUGUCACUUACAGGACCCCAUCAAAGGGAUUGUAUUGGUUUUUGCCCUGUUGUAUUAUUUCUUCUUUUGCAGAAACUUAAUGGGCCUGCAUCGUAUAUUUUCAACUACAACAGUAAUAGUAGGACUAUUCAUAGCAGUAGAUUACGGUUUAUGUGAUGAAUUCGUGUGCAGAGGCUUUGACAGGAUAAAACUUGCAGACGAUGCCGGUCCUUGGUCAUGGAGAACUCACAGUAUAUGGACAGCUUUAUAUAUUCUCAGCUUGAUUUUGUUUGCUGCUCUUUUCACUUUACUAGACAGACAUCUUGCUCCUGAAUAUGAAGUGAUGCCUACAAAUAUAAUAUCUCCAUCUUUUUUGAAUACAAUAUCGAGACAAAUAACAGCUAGUACGUCCAAUGAAGAGCCUGAAUGUCAGGAUAAUGAGCCUUUUAAUGAAGCCCCGAUGCAAAAAUCUGCGGUGCAUUUUGCCUUUUGGCUACACAUUUUCGUUUGGGUUUUGAUUAUGUUCACUUUUUGGAUUGAUUUUAUACCAGGAAUUGGAAAAGGUGAUACAAUUUCUGAGUCCUUAAACUACACAAUACAAGGUAUAAUGUGUCAUUUUUCUCACGGUUUGGACAACAAUAGCGUUUGUAAAAAUGUCCUCUGGUAUUCUUUGGCCUUUCAACUAUCUUAUGUUACUUUUGUGAUAUCGGCACUUAAGUUUCUGAUGUUAUCACAAUCGGCGGUUUUUACUAUUGCCUCCACGUCAUUUGCUUUGCCAGUUAUUGGAUUAUGGUGGACUUUGUUUUAUGCUUCACCUUCUGGUGCUCUAGUUUGGUCCCCGAAAAUCCGUGGCGAAUUCGUUUGCUCCGUAAUCGGUUUGCCCAUUGUCUCUAUUGGAUUGGGGCUCCUCUGUAAGGCCCAUUUUGAAGAUGUACGCAGACCGAGGAGCGUUUUAUGGAGACAUCAAGAUGCAUAAAUCAAAUUCGUAUUUAUUUACUUGUGAGUAUUUUUAUAGUGUAUUAUAUUGAUACUAUUUUGUAUAACCAAGGCUGAGCUGGUUUUUAAAUACCGUCAAACAAUAGUAUAAUGAAAUACCUACCUCAGUAUAUAUUGUUGUUAAAUCAAAUCAAAACUUAUACACCAGCUCUUCUUAAUGGUCAUAUUGCUGUUAGUAAUUAUUGUGAUAUUUAGCUUGUUCCUUUAAAAUUCAUAAGGAAUUUUAUGUAAUAUUAUACUGUGCUCCUAGCUUAUAGGAUAAUAUAAACAAUGCAUUGUUGCUUUCGAUAUAAUAUUUUUAACAAAAUAGAAACCAGGACAUUUUGAGUUUCCUAUGCACGUUUAUUGUUAAAUAAUUAACUGUUGCCAAAAAUUGUGAUAAUUCAGAUGCCAUCGGUCAGAGGAAGAAAACCUAUAUACAUGUUUUGUAAUAUGAAGAAUGUUAUUUUUGUUUUUGUUUACUAACAAGACUGAUUUAUGAGUAGAUUUUCUUUGAACUUACAAUUUGUCAUUUGUGUUUUGUCCGUCCGGCUUUUUUUGAUUAAACCAUGCAAAAAAAAAACUCAUGUUGUUACUUAUUAUAAGGUAUUAUUGUUAUGUAGUGUUUGUAUUAGAAAAAUAUUCUUAUUAUAUAAUAUAGUUUUUGUCUUAUAGUUAAAAACCAAUUUUUGAUUUAUUGAAAGUGAAAUAAUAACCAAAUUAGCACUGAUAAAAGAAAAUUACAAUUACUAAGGUCUGGGUAGUUUGCAGGACAAAUAUUGGUUUGUUCUUUUUUUAAUAUCAAAAAUCUAUUAUUAUUUGAAACCAACAAUUAUGAGAGAAACAAAACGAAUUUUUUUAACUUAAAAAUAUACUGAUAUUACUUAUUAUAAAUGAAGAUUUUUCCCUUAAUUUAAGGGUCAGUUGCUGUUUGGGUUUUUUGUGUAAUCAAAAAUAUAAUAGACAAUAUAUUGCAAAAUUACAUGGUAUAUUUUAACCAAUUUUCUAUACUUAACCGAAUGUAAUUUCGUUUUGACUUAUGAACUGUUACUAAUAUUUAUAAAGUAUAUUAGAAAUAUAUGAUGAUUUGUGUCUUAAAUGUUUAAAUUAUUUUUUAUUGCGUUUUUAUCCUUAGGUUAGAUUAGUCAACCUAUUAGGACCCUCCCCUGAGACUCUUUGCUCUAUUGUGGCUCAUUAUCAAAAACUCGUUGGAAUUUUAGAAACUUCAUGUAUGUAGGAGUUUCAAUGCAGGUAACUGAGUGUGGAACC